AUGCUGCAGGAGCUGGCGCCGUGCGCGUGCGGGGGGUUCUACGGCGCCGGGGGCUGCGGCGGCCGGUGCACGGGCGCCGCCGCAUCGGCCUUCUCGAUGCUGUUCCCCGCGGGGGCGGAGCAGUGCUACUACUACAAGGAGGAGGAGGAGGACGGGUCGCCGUACGGCGGCGGGCCGGUCGACUGCACGCUGUCGCUCGGCGGCGGCGGCGCCGCCCCCUGCAAGGAGUCGUCUGGCCGCGGCUCGCCGGCGCGGCGGUGCGCCAACUGCGACACCACGUCGACGCCGCUCUGGCGGAACGGGCCACGGGGACCCAAGUCGCUGUGCAACGCCUGCGGGAUCCGGUACAAGAAGGAAGAGCGGCGCGCCGCGGCGGCCGUCGCGCCGGCGCCGCAGGAGUACGCGUGCGGCGGCUACGCGAGGCAGCAGCACCAGCAGCAGCAGCCGCCGCAGCCGCAGUGGGGAUGCUACGGCGCGGCCGCGGCCAAGUCGGCGUCCUUCGGGAUGUACGGCGGCGACGUCGUCGACGCGGCGGCGGACGGGCCCUGCCUGUCGUGGAUGCUCAACGUGAUGCCCUCCUCGCCGGCGUUCACCGUCCGGGAGAGGCCCACCCUGUUCCAGUACUACUAGCGCUAGGCUACUGACCACAAGAGUAGUAGUAACCUCUUUUUUUAUCACCAGCUUAAUCAGUUUAGCGAUGAGAUCACCACAACCACAAAGCUGCAUUGUACUGCUAGUAGUGCUAGACGACCAACAUGUAAGUUUGGAAGUGAAGCCCGCGUGCCAAAUUACCACCUCUUCUCUAGAUUUCGUCUGCGGCUUAACUAACAGUACUUUUCACUGUUCGGUAAUCAUCAGCAUUUGAUCCCAAAAGGUGAGUUGAUACAGACGACGACAGAGAUGUUUGCACACCUUUACGCAGUGUGAGGUCACUCCAACGAUCAAUCAUCACCUGCUCUGCAUCGCUGCAUACAUUUCGGGACCCACGAAAGGAUCCUCCUUUUGAUUCAGUCUACUGUUUUCUACUCGAGUUGCUUCCUGU
This is a messenger RNA of Panicum hallii, 1042 nucleotides long. RefSeq names its product GATA transcription factor 15-like. NCBI's taxonomy places the organism in Eukaryota, Viridiplantae, Streptophyta, Magnoliopsida, Poales, Poaceae. The transcript has 3 exons. Gene Ontology annotation, biological process: flower development; regulation of DNA-templated transcription. The record is from RefSeq and is a predicted model, not a curated record. Gene Ontology annotation, molecular function: DNA-binding transcription factor activity; sequence-specific DNA binding; zinc ion binding. The coding region runs from base 1 to 630 and encodes 209 amino acids.